AUGGCACAAGUUGAAGAUGACAUUGAAGAGCCAGAAGUUAAUGAGGAUGACAAUGUAGAUGAAGCUCCAAAGCUACCAACAAUAUCUGCUUCUGCUUCUACGAAAUUAAAUAAAAAUCAAAAUCAAGCCGCGCUAUCAACAAGUGGUUUAAGCGACAUACAGAACGUUAGAGCAGAGUUAACUUCACAAGUACAGAUAAUGCAGCAGCAACAAGAAGUUAAAAUGCAUACACUUGAAUCUCAGAUCAAUGAAAUGGAGAAAAAGCUACAGCCUGAUAUCCAAAAGCUUGAGCACUCUCAAGAAGAAGCAAAAACACAGUUAAAUAGAGUUAAAGAUCGUAUCGCUCAAAUGGAAUCUGAAGAUAUCACUCCAUUACAGAGGCAAUAUGAUACAUUAGCUGCUAACUUUGAGAAAUUUGUUCGUUUUGAUGUCGAUAGUAAAAUCAAACCAAUGCAAGACGAUGUAAAAGCGAGUAAACAAAAAUUAACAGAUUUAUCAGCCGCAACAGACACGAACCUAGCCAGAUUAGAAGAAUCAUUAAAAGCCAUAUCCGAAAAGAUCGAAACUACAUCAGAUAAUUUGAAAACUCAACAAUCAAAAAUAAAUUCUCAGUUUGAUGAAAUUGUUCCUAAAAUCGGCCAGCUAGAGCAUAAGGUCCAGCUUCUGAGUAACUUGAUUGAAGAUUCUCCUCAAUUAAGUGCAGGAACUUCGGGAUUAAAAUCUCAACUUUCGAAAACACAACAAAUCAUCACAAAUCUCACAGAAGAAGUCAUUCCAACACGAAUAAACGAGACAAGGGACCAGUUCGAAGACGCCAUUAAUCAAUUAAACGAAUACUGCCAGAAAAGAAUGAAAGAUAUCACAUUAAAACAGGAAAACUUGAAGAAAGAGAACGAAGCAGUUACAGAAAAUCGCCGCAAAGCACAAGAAACCAUGACACAUCUCAUACAAAGCUCAGAAGACACAAAAGACAGAUUAAAAAAUCUUCAAGAUGUAAUUAAAGCCAGGAUCUCCAAACUAAACUCCGGAAUGGAAGCCUCCCUCAAUGCUACCAGCGAAAGUGCCAAAGACUUAAAUUCCGAGGCACAAAAUGGCUCUACAUCAAUUUCCGCCGAUGUCGAUGAAGAAGUGUCAAACCGCAAAAAACAAGUCACUGCUGCCAUUCGCAGAUUACAAGACACGAUGAAGAGAGACUUCAGCCAUGCCGAGCACGCACAGACACAAGCACUUUCCAGGCUGAACGAGAUCAAAGAUUCGAUUGAAGGAGAACAUAAUUGUGUUGGAAGAUUGAAAGAUAUAAGGAUGAAACUGAAAUCAGCGAUUGAAACAAUACAUACUUAUAAUUCCGCGAGAAUUGAAGAUGACAGGAACGGUGUUUCUCCUUUCCAAAUUGGCGCAAGGCUCCAGAAUAUCGAGAAAAGACUUUUGGAAACAGAAGAAAGAUUGUCAAAACUCGAUAACAAGAAAUCAAAUGGAAAAGGUCCUUACGUCAUCAAAGUCGCUGUGGAAAGAAUUGAUCCUGUUCCGGAAGUUCCCAAACCUGCUUCUCUCCCUGAUGAUGGAAAGAAAUCAAGAAAUAAAAGUCAGGAAGAGGAAGAAGAAAGGAAUGAAGAAACAGUUGAAGAAGAUAAACCAAAGACAAAUGAAUCCCCUUUCAAGAAGAUUAAAGAUGAAGCACAAAAGGCUGAGAAAGAACAUGAUAACACUCAAAGAAGCAAAAAUGAUUCUCCUUUCAAGAAAGUAAAGGAUGAAGCAAAGAAGACAAGCCAAGAAAAAUAG
Messenger RNA from Trichomonas vaginalis G3, 1779 nucleotides. RefSeq lists its product as uncharacterized. Lineage: Eukaryota; Parabasalia; Trichomonadida; Trichomonadidae. The record is from RefSeq and is a predicted model, not a curated record. The coding region runs from base 1 to 1779 and encodes 592 amino acids. The transcript has a single exon.